AGCGUCGAGAAAAGAGAGAUGGGAAGGUGCAGGAAUCGAGAAAAGAGAUUGAAACCCUAAUCUGGGGGCAGAAAGAUGAUGAGGAUGAGGAACCUCGGAUCUGUGUGUGCGAAGAUGAUGAACAGGAAGGAGUCUACUUGCGGCGGCUUGAAGAGGAUGAUGAACACGGAGGGAAGGAGGAGAUGCUACAGCAGCACUGGGGGAUCGUGUGGAGAAAUCGAAGGGGGAUUGCGAGGCGCUCUCGGGACUGGAUGGAGAACUUUAGCCAGAUGCUCAGCCUUUUACUUUGGAUACAAAUUCUUUGGCGAGUAUCUCAGACCUUACGAUCACCAAUACCUUUAUGAACGUAUUGAGGAGGCGGAUUCUGAUGCGCAAACUUACUUGGAACGGAUGAAUAUUGCUGAGCGUUCGCUUGAUGCUCUCUCGAAGCUAGAAGAGACGUGCUUUGGGCCGACCCACUGAGGAGGACAACUUUCUAAGAUUUUCACUAUCCUGACCAUCAUCUGUGUUAUUUAUAUUACUUAUCUAUGUUUUAAAUUUCAUGCGAUACACUAAUGUGUUGCUCGAAUGUUUCUGUCGAUAUUUGUCUGUCUGUCUGAUGAAUUAACUGAGUAACAACAGUUUAACUAAUCCAGAAACUAUUGAACUGAA
Molecule: messenger RNA, 651 nt
Organism: Brassica oleracea var. oleracea
Lineage: Eukaryota; Viridiplantae; Streptophyta; Magnoliopsida; Brassicales; Brassicaceae
Exons: 4
Coding region: 76-462 (128 amino acids)
Source: RefSeq, a predicted model, not a curated record